GAAAGCCUUCGAUUCACUAUCAGGCGCGCCCUCACCUCCGAUUCACCUUCGCCACUCACCUUCCCUACUCACCGUCGCUCCUUCACCACUCACCACUCACGACUUCGCCACUCACCGUCAGCUGCGCCCUCCUGCAUUGAUCGUCAGCUGCCCCCUCACCAUCCUCGUCUCUGCGCUCACAUCGUCGAGAAGAUGAGUGUUGCGUGUACACAUCCUGGUUCAUUUGGAAACUUGUGUAUACUUUGUGGGCAAAAGUUGGAGGGUGAAUCUGGUGUGAAAUUUGGCUACAUACACAAGGGACUGAGACUUUAUGAUGAGGAGAUAUCUAGACUGCGCAACACAGAUACGAAUAAUUUGCGUAGUCGUAGCAAGUUGUACUUAGUGCUCGAUUUAGAUCACACUCUAUUAAAUUCCACUCAUCUUGCUCAUUUAAACUCUGAAGAGUUGCAUUUAAUUUCCCAGGCAGAUUCUCUUGGAGGUGUUUCCAAGGGUAGCCUUUUCAAAUUGGACAAAAUGCAUAUGAUGACCAAGUUGAGGCCUUUUGUCCGCACAUUUUUAAGAGAAGCAAGUGAAAUGUUUGAGAUGUACAUAUACACCAUGGGUGAUCGACCCUAUGCAUUAGAGAUGGCCAAGCUGCUUGAUCCUCAAGGAGAAUACUUCAAUGCAAAGGUGAUUUCUCGAGAUGAUGGCACUCAAAAGCAUCAGAAGGGUCUUGAUAUUGUGUUGGGGCAAGAAAGUACUGUUGUAAUUCUUGAUGAUACAGAACAAGCAUGGAUGAAGCAUAGAGAUAAUUUGAUUUUGAUGGAAAGAUAUCACUUUUUUGGUUCAAGUUGCCGGCAGUUUGGUUUCAAUUGCAAAUCUUUAGCUGAAUUGAAGAGUGACGAAGACGAAGCUGAAGGAGCACUUGCCAAAAUCCUUAAAGUUCUUAAACAAAUUCAUUACAAAUUCUUUUAUGAGCUUGAAGAUAUUGCUGAACGAGAUGUAAGAGAGAUUUUAAAAUCAGCUCGAAGGGAAGUCUUGAGCGGAUGCGUGAUUGUUUUCAGCCGUAUUUGUCAUAGAGCAUUACCAUCACUCUGGAAGAUGGCUGAGCAGUUGGGAGCCACUUGUUUAAUGGAACUUGACCCCUCCGUGACACAUGUGGUGGCUACUGAUGCCGGAACUAUGAAGGCGCAGUGGGCAGUGAAAGAGAAGAGGUGGUUGGUUCAUCCCCGAUGGAUAGAGACUGCAAAUUAUUUUUGGGAAAAGCAACCUGAGAAGAACUUCGUCCUCAAGAAAAGGCAGUAGUAACUAGUAACUAUUCUUGUAGCAUCAUACACUUUGUUAUGUUCAUAGUUUGUUUAAAUGUUAUA
Molecule: messenger RNA, 1349 nt
Organism: Arachis duranensis
Lineage: Eukaryota; Viridiplantae; Streptophyta; Magnoliopsida; Fabales; Fabaceae
Product: RNA polymerase II C-terminal domain phosphatase-like 4
Cellular component (GO): nucleus
Molecular function (GO): RNA polymerase II CTD heptapeptide repeat phosphatase activity
Source: RefSeq, a predicted model, not a curated record